AUGAUGGAAGAAAGAAUGAUAUUUCAUACAAAUCUGUUCCAGUACACAUUUCUUUUAAAUCUACCUUCUCUGCUGUUGCAGGAAUAUGAGGCCUUAACCAAACAACCAACUUGCAAACCAGAUGUUUGGGUGAAUCUUGCCUGUACGUACUUCUUCCUGGGGAUGUAUACACAAGCAGAACAAGCAGCUUUGAAAGCACCCAAGAGUGGUCUCCAAAACCGUUUACUGUUUCACCUGGCACAUAAGUUCAGUGAUGAAAAGAAACUGAUGAGCUUUCACCAAAAUCUGCAAGAUACUACAGAAGAUCAGCUUAGCUUGGCAUCUAUCCACUACAUGAGGUCCCACUACCAAGAAGCUAUCGAUGUCUACAAACGCAUUCUGCUGGAGAACCGGGAAUACCUAGCUCUGAAUGUGUAUGUGGCCCUGUGCUAUUACAAACUGGAUUACUAUGAAAUAUCACAGGAAGUGUUGUCUGUUUAUCUUCGGCAAGUUCCUGACAGCAUCAUUGCUCUUAACCUGAAGGCUUGUAAUGAUUUCAGACUUUACAAUGGGAAAGCUGCUGAGGCAGAGCUCAAGAACUUGACAGACAGUGCCUCAUCAUCUUUUGAGUUUGGCAAGGAGCUCAUUAAGCACAAUCUGGUGGUUUUCCGAGGAGGAGAAGGGGCUUUGCAGGUCCUGCCUCCUCUGGUUGAUGUUAUUCCUGAGGCAAGACUGAAUCUUGUGAUUUACUAUCUCCGGCAAGAUGAUGUGCAGGAGGCUUAUAACCUGAUUAAGGACCUGGAACCUACAGCUCCACAGGAGUACAUCCUCAAAGGAGUGGUAAAUGCAGCGCUUGGACAAGAAAUGGGCUCGAGAGAUCAUCUGAAAAUUGCUCAGCAGUUCUUCCAGUUGGUGGGGGAAUCGGCCAGCGAAUGUGAUACCAUUGCAGGGAGACAAUGCAUGUCCUCCUUCUUCUUUCUUCUUAAACAGUUUCCUGAUGUCCUAAUUUACCUCGACUCAAUCAAGAGUUACUUCUACAAUGAUGACACUUUUAACUUCAACUAUGCCCAAGCCAAAGCUGCCACAGGGAAUUUUAGUGAGGCUGAAAAGGUGUUCCUUUUGAUCAAGAGUGAGAAGAUAAAGAGUGAUUUUGUUUACCUUAGCUGGCUAGCUCGCUGCUAUAUUAUGAAUAGGAAACCACAGAUGGCCUGGAAGCUCUAUCUGAAGAUGGACACCUCAGGGGACUCCUUUAAACUAUUGCAGCUCAUUGCAAAUGAUUGUUACAAAAUGCGUCAGUUUUACUAUUCAGCCAAAGCGUUUGAUGUUCUGGAGGGACAGGACAGUAAUCCUGAAUACUGGGAAGGCAAGAGAGGUGCUUGUGUGGGUGUCUUUCAGAUGAUCUUAGCUGGCCAAGAAACAAA
Messenger RNA from Acanthisitta chloris (rifleman), 1400 nucleotides. It is a transcript of the gene IFT56, whose product is annotated as tetratricopeptide repeat domain 26. Gene Ontology annotation, molecular function: intraciliary transport particle B binding; protein binding. Gene Ontology annotation, biological process: intraciliary transport involved in cilium assembly; intraciliary anterograde transport. The annotation marks the transcript as partial. Lineage: Eukaryota; Metazoa; Chordata; Aves; Passeriformes; Acanthisittidae. Gene Ontology annotation, cellular component: intraciliary transport particle B; ciliary base; ciliary basal body. The record is from RefSeq and is a predicted model, not a curated record. The transcript is spliced from 14 exons.